Messenger RNA from Neltuma alba, 2990 nucleotides. Its product is annotated as metalloendopeptidase OMA1, mitochondrial-like. The coding region runs from base 1618 to 2772 and encodes 384 amino acids. Lineage: Eukaryota; Viridiplantae; Streptophyta; Magnoliopsida; Fabales; Fabaceae. Gene Ontology annotation, cellular component: membrane. Gene Ontology annotation, molecular function: metalloendopeptidase activity. The transcript is spliced from 6 exons. The record is from RefSeq and is a predicted model, not a curated record.
AUUAGAAUCUCAAUAGCUACAGAAUGCUGGCUGAUCUGUUUAAUAUAUGCAGAACACACAACUACCAGUCAAAAUUAAAUUAGAUUCCAAAAUGCUUAUAAAGCUAAAUCAGAAAGAAUCAGCAAUACUUAUCCAUGGAGUAUGGGAAGAAUCAGCACACAACUUUCCAAAAUUAAUUUGGAUUCAAAAUUUAGAAAUUGGAAGUAUAGAACAAGAUCGGAAAGAAUCAACAAUAAGAGUAGCUGCCAAUUAAUUCGUUCAGGAGGACAAAAGUUUAAUCCUUUGUGCCCAUGUCCAGCAAUGAUCAACUGUCCAGAUUAACAAGAAUUGUAGGCAUCUAUGUUCCUGUAUGCCCAUCUCCAGAAAAAGUUAUUCUCUUAGUUAACCUUCCCUUCCCUGUGUAUAUCAUCAGAGACGUGUGAGCAUGUUGCUUCUGAGAAAAUUCAAAAGGAAAACUGAAGGACAAAACCAAAAGGAUAUCAGAAUACUCCCUUUCCUUCACCAUUGUAGACGUGGGUUUCCAAACGGAAAACUCUUUACCGGAAAGUAUAAGGCAUGGGUGAGCAACGUAUGAAAUCCAAAGCAUUUUCUUGAGAAGACGAUAAAAAGUGAGGUUGUGGAGGCAACGGACGACGGACCAGCCGAAGGGAAGAAUGGAGCAGAGGAAGAGACUAUCUCAGAAGAACAUGUCGUUUGAAAAUUUGAAUUUUGAAUUUGAAUUGGUGUGAAGCGAUUAGGAGGACAAAAAUUUGAAUUUGUCAGAUAAAGUGGAGGUGAUCCUGGUCUUCUUCAUUCUGCUUUUCACUCCUGCUGUUUUGGGUUACUCUCCCUGCUUCUUUCUCAGCCAUUUUUUAAUCUUUCCUGAAAUUAGAAAAGAUGCUAUUAGAAAGAAUGGAGAGUUUUUUCCUAAUUGGGAUAGAGGUAGGGGUCGGGGAAGGGAAGGGAAAAGCUGAAGAGAUAAAGAGGGGCAUGUGGUAUAUUUAAUUUAAAAGAGAUCAGAAGAGUAACACUCAACAUCUUCAUCGCUGAGCAUUUCUUUGUCUCUUCCAUUUUAGCAUUCUCCUCCAUCGCAUUGAACCCUAGGCGUGAGACAUCUUAGAGAUAUCAUCAAACGCCUAACUGCCUAACUCAUCUACCCCCGAAUUCCGAGUUCUCCUCACCUUCGCCGUCGUGGUCCUCAGUCUAUAAGUCGUGCAGCUCGGCCAUUCCCUCAGUUCGUGGUGCUCGACUGCUCGUCGCCGUCUCCACUGUGUGUAGCUCGGCUGCGUUUCAGUUCAUGAUACACGGUGGAAAUCAGUUUAAAUCUAUUUUCCUCUUCAGCUACAGUGCUCUGUAUUAAUGUAGAAAAGUUCAAAAUACAAAUGCGAAGAUAGAGAUAUCUGAGAGCACACUUCGUCAGUUUGGGUGUGGAAGUGGGAUUUUCCCCUUAUACAUGCAUUUAUGUUCCUGUACUACUUUCAGCUUUGGGAUGUGCUAUGGCCCCUAGAAGGGAAACGGCAGAGGUUAUUCUUCCUAUUGGGAUUGGGACUAAUUCUGGAGCUGGACGUUGAGGGUAUUAGAACACUCUUACCUGAUUGAUAAGAAUUUGGUGAUCUGCUCAAUUUACAUUCUACGAUCAUGGGGUCGCACGGAAAAAGAUCAGGGAAACUCGUCUUCGAUUCAUUUCGAAGUUGCUCUUGGAGGAUUAUGCCCAAAACUGAAAUUCUACUAUCCAAUAGAAGAUUUUCCCAGUUUGAACACUUGAUGGUUCCUGCAUGGAAUAGAGCUAAACUUCAUAUUGGGAUUUCAUCACACUCUCCUAUAUCACAAAGACUACGCUUACAGGGUAGGGUCAACAGGAACUUGGGUAAUCCAUUUCUCAAUGAGGCGAGGAGAUUUUACUCUGUGAAUCAGUAUGAUAAUGUGAAGCAACGGCGUAAGUCACGAGGUCUUAGAUGGUGGUUUCGUUUCAGUGUGUUGACAGUAACAUGCUGUUCAUGUGUUAUUGUCAAGACAUUCUAUGAUCAUUUGCACGUUGUUCCCUAUUACAACAGAACACGUUUAAUUCUCUUCUCCGAGUCUGCGUUGAGGAGGCUCACAGAGAUGCAGUUCAUGGAAAAGAAAAAGUCUUUUGAAGGGAAAAUAUUACCUGAUACUCAUCUUGAAACCAUACGGGUAAGAAGGAUAGCCCGGGACAUAAUUGGGGCAUGCGAAGAAGAGAUUCAACGACAGGGGUCACAACUUAGUACUACGUCACAUUUGGAUGGAUUGGACUGGGAGGUGCUAGUGGUGACUGGUUAUGGACAUUCCUUUGCUACGGUGUGUGGGAAGAUUGUGUUGUUUGAUUGGAUGCUUGAACAUGUCACAAGUGAUGCAGAGAUAGCAUUCCUCAUCGGACGUGAGAUUGGGCAUAUUGUGGCUCAACAUUAUGCUGAAAACUUGACAAUAUCUUAUUGCAUCAAGAUUCUAAAGGCCAUACUCAAUCCAAUUGGCUUAUGGCAUGCAGUCAGGAAUAAAUAUGGCCCUCCUGUCAUUCAUAUCUUAUUGGCGCAAGAAUUUGAAGCAGAUUACAUCGGGAUACGUUUAAGUGCUUCAGCUGGAUACGAUCCCAGGGAGGCUCCAAAAUUCUUGGAGAAGAUAGACCAGUUUUGGGUUGCCAACAUAGACAAGUUUUGGGUUGCCAACAUUGUGUCCCCAACUCCAGAAAGGAGGGCAGAAUAUCUAUCAUCUCGUAAGAACAUGUGGCAACCUCUUUCUAUAUACUUACGAGGAUGUUUAAAGCAGGACAAAUGAGGUUUACCUCCUUGGUUGGUUAGGGGGAGGGUUUGGAAAGAAGGGCUUUGGAGGGGAUGACUGCAAUUUAAAUCAUUUUAAUUCUGUGAUCAGAAUAACUUUAUUAUUUGCUUGAAAUUUCGUCAUGCUCAAUCUUGUUACUACUAAUGUUGGAAACAAUUACGAUGAUGUGAUGAAGAAUUGUAACAUCAACUGCUUUUAAAGUAAAAAUAUUUCAU